Molecule: messenger RNA, 2505 nt
Organism: Chironomus riparius
Lineage: Eukaryota; Metazoa; Arthropoda; Insecta; Diptera; Chironomidae
Source: the annotation of a GenBank genome assembly
AUGGGUUCAGUGGCUGAUUUGAUUAAUAAAUGUGAUGCAUUGUGUAAGGAUAUAGAUUUUGAAAUAAAUAAAAUACAAAAUUCAGCAAAAUGUGAGCCUCAAAAAUACAACUUUUGUGAAAACUUUUCCAAAAAUUCGAAAUAUGAGAAAAAUAUCGACUGUAUUUUAAGUGCAGCUAAGAAAAUAGAUGAAGAUGUAAAAGCAACUGCUGGAAAAAAGGUUAAAAAAAAGAAAAAUUAUCAAUCCCAAAAAUCUUUCAUGCCACCAAUUUGGGAUGAGAAAAAACUUAAUUACUACGUACAGAAUAUAUUGAAUGAUAUCAUGACAUCGCCUGUCGAAGAGACAAAAAAAGAUGUUCUAGACACAAUAGAAAAUAAACCUAAAGACCUUGAACGCACAACAAUUUAUGUCGAAAACAAAAAUGAUAUGAAGAAAAACCCAAUAAGAAACGUUGGAACGAAUAUCCAUUUUUUAAUUCACGGCACAGAGGAAAACAAUUUAAAUGUGAAACAGAAUUUAGGCGUGAGAAGAAUGAAUAGGAAAACUCAGACAAGCUAUGGAAACGACUUGAAAAUUGGAGUUAAUAAAGCGAAUGAAAAAUCAUUUCCUCAAAGGGUCGAACGCGUUGUGAAUAAUGACGAAGUUGUUAAUGUAAAUUUCAAAAAGCACUUCAAUUUACCAAAGACCCCUCAACAACUUGCAUUUUCAGCUACGACAUUCACAUCUACACAUGGACAUAAAAAAUCAACCAAGAGCGAUGAUAUUAUACAUGUUGUCGGCAGUAACCUAGAAACAAAUAAAACAAAACAAAUGAGUGCAGUAUUUCUUCCUGUUAUAUCAAUAAAGAGUAAAUGUUGCAUACAAAAAAUUUACAAUUUUGAAGUUUCGCCGGCUGUUACAUAUAGCAAGGAAUGUACUAAACCCAAUGUAAAAUUUGUUGAGUUGAAAAGGUCGACCAAUUGUACUGAGUAUCAAGAAAAAGCUUCACAAAUUAUACAGGAUGAAGAAAAUACAACAGGAGAAGCGACUCAAAGCAAAAACACGCUUAUCAAUAUCCAAGACGUGAAGAAUGUAUUGCGUCAUCAUAAAGUCAACGUUGAUGAUGGAAAAAUUCAUAUCAUAGUUGAGAAUGCUAGAAAAAAGGACACUAAGAAAAAGAACAAAAUAAAAAGACCGAAGGAAUUUAAAAAAUUUGGACAAAAAAGGAUUGAGAAUAAGAAUGUGUUGCAUAAGCAAGCAUUGCCUGUUUCUAACGAUGAUAAUGAGACAAUUAAAUGUGAAGCAGAUUCAUCAUCUUCAUUUAUUGAUGAUGAUAGGAAGUUAUGUGACAUAUUAAAGUUUUAUGGUGAAAUGAAUGAACCGAAGAAAGAGGGCAAUAAAGAUGAAAAUUUAUUAUCACAAGAAGACAGGUACACAACUUAUCCUUAUCCUACCAACACAUCUUCAAAUGAGACUCAUAAUAAUUUGAUGAUAAAUGAGGUGAAGAAAGGCAAUGAUCUUGAAUAUAAUAAUAUUACCGAGAGCUUUCAGUCAAUUUAUAAAUUAAUCGAGGAUACAUUUCAAUCAAAUGUUGUGGAGACGAAAGUCUACAAGAAUGAAGAAGAAAAUGGAGUGAGUGAAAUGAAUCAAGUCAUAAAAAUGUCAGAAGAAAAUAUCAAAAAAGCAGAAAUGCUCCUUCAAAAAUACCGGAUUACAAAAGACGAAACGUAUCCGUUUACUUUAGAUAAAUCACAAAGAUCUCCUCACAAUUCGAUGACAGAAGAACCUAAAAUAUUUCAUGUAAGCCAUGAGGUCGAUUCAAAUUUUAAAAUGCAUGAUAAGAGAGAUGAACAUAAUGCCAAUAAUUCAUGUCAUUUUGAAAAGACAUCUGCUAAGGAUAUGAAUGAAGGAUCAUUAAUUCAUUGUCAAAACUACGCGACAUUUAAUGAAGAAUUACAGAAUCGAAUGAAAGAAAAAAUUGAGACAUCUGAUUCGUGUGUUCAGACAACAAGCGAUAAAGCACUUCAAACUGAUGACAAUAUUAAUUGGAAGUCGAGAUUUUAUUUUAAAUCUAUUUAUGAAAAUUACAGUAAUAUCGACUUUGAUAAAUCAAAAGUUUCGUCAGUAAGACCAAAAACAAUGAUUCAAAAUGUUGAUGAAAAUGUCAAUAAUUCAGUCGCUUACAAUUCAAUUUACUCAAAUGAUGACGAAAUUUUAAAAGUAGCCAACAUAUUUUUGAGAUCGAUUGAAAAGAAGAAGAAGAAGAAGAAAAAUUCUGCUGAAAAUUCCUUCAAUGAUUACAAUUCUCAAAAUUUAAUAGAAUAUUCUUCAUCUACAAGUUCGCAUGUAAGUGACAUACUAUAUCCAAAUAAUUUAAAUCAUGAAAGUUCCAAUGAGAGCAACUCUGAGAAACCUUCAACAUCUCAUCACAAUUUAAAAUAUACUAGCUCUGAUGGCGAGUUGUUAAGCUUGGGAGAAGUUAAAGUUUAUUCAUCAUUGAGCGACGAAAGUUCAAUUGAUUUUUAA